UGCACAUGCACAUGCCCCUCCCCCGUCUAACACAUAAACAAACUUUAGUGAAAGAGGAAUCUCAAAUUACAGAGAUAAAGUGUUAGGAUUAGAGAUUAAAGAACCCAGGGGACCAGGGUGCUCUUGUGCAACCUGUGCGUAAAACAGCCAAAAGUGGGCGUGGACUUGUGCGCGCACACAAGGGGGAACGGAAACGAGCGCCGCGAGGGAAACUCGGAGCCGGCUGCACAACAAUAUGACAGAAAGAGCAAACAAGUUGUGCGGAUGAGACAUUUAGUUUUGUUUUGACUCCUGUUUCAAACCAGCAGGAAGGGGAGCCACUUUGGACUUUGUUCACAGUUGGUUGGCUGUGAGGGGAACAGAAAUAUGAGGAAAUAAAUGCUGCCUCAUUUGAACCAGGAUUUGGUCUCCAUGAGGACUACUGAGGCACGCGUGCUUCCUCUGGUGGUACUUGGAGGGAAAUCAGAAAUACUGUUCUACUGUAGGGAAGGGCUGGACCACUACGAUUUCUAAAGGUUGUCCAGAUGCAGCAGAUGUGAAAUCAGAACACCAUGUUGGAGCCUCCAGAACCAGGCCAGGAGAUUGUGGAUUGGCUGUAUACCCUUCGUCUGUCCCAGUAUGUCACCUGUUUCCAGCAGGGAGGGUACCAAGAUCUGGAAGACUGUAAGGAUCUCACAGAUGAGCACCUCCAUGAGCUUGGAGUCCUCCCCACAGGCCAUCGAAGGCGCAUUCUCCGCAGUCUGGAAGCUCUAGGGGUGAAGCUUCAGAGUGGUGGGGAGGAUGAGGAAGAAGAGUUAGGGGUACAGAAUGGGAGGCGUCGGAGGAAGCCAGUACCACACCCGAGGUAUAUCUUCCUAAAGGACAAAAAGAGGGGAGCUUCAUAUCAGCACCCUCAGCCAAAGGAGAGGAACUACAAUGAUGUGGAGGGGAGUCAAACUUUGCCUCCAGGAGCAGGACUGGGAACAAUGACCGAGGACAGAUACUUCCGCCCACCUCAACCUGCCCCACGUAAUCCCCAGAACAUCCAAACAUCCGUGUCCCAACAUACCUACAUCCCUCAAUCCGUGUCCUCCAGCAGCAGCACCGAGUCCCUUCCAAUUUCAGAGAUACCUUCAGACUGGGAGAUUUCCUCCGAGGACCAGUUACUGCCAAGCACAGACACUGCGCCCCAUUCAGCUGAAAACCCCAACCCAUCAGCGACUGAAGACCAGGAUGGAUUUCUCUGUGAAAUGGUCGAAAACUCCAUUUAUGGGACACAGUCCAGUUUUAAGGCUUCUACAGGUCCACGGCUUACUCGCUCCUACAAGCUGAGACACCGGCCUGUUCCUGAGAUCCCGAUUCAGACCAUACUACUAUUGCAGGAAAGGUGCACACCACCAGUGCAAACAACCAGCCCUGAACACCUAACUGCCUCCGAAGGUCCCACCGGUGCAAACGGCAUACAAGCUUCACCACAAAAGACCUUGAUGCCUAUUGCUCCCUACGGAGAAACGUUCCUGUACAACAACCCUGAAAGAGCACCGGACCAAGGAGCUAAGGAAGGGUUACAACUUGCUUUCAAAGACAAGAUAAAGCAGAAGAAACAGAGGAAAAAGCAGAAGGCGCCAAAGGAAAAUGAUUCUCCGCCGGCUCCUGUCAUCCCAAAUGCCUGCGAAGACGAGUAUUCAACAGUGAAAGAGUGCACCAGGAUUUCGUCACAGGCCACUCUGGACCAAGGUUUUGCCGCGCCCGCCGAAAAACCAGUUAUCAGUGCAACUGCCUCUCGCCCCAAAGAUGGGUCCUUGAUGAUGGUGGAGUGUGACCUCUAUUCAGAGCCUGCAGACAUUGUGGCGGGUGCAAGCAGGACUGCCUUGCCUGACAUCUCUCCUUAUGCAUGCUUUUAUGGAGCCCCCAAACACCAGGUGCUCAAAGUGGGCUGGCUGGACAAACUGUCGCCUCAAGGAAACUGUGUCUUCCAACGGCGGUGGGUGCGCUUCGACGGCGAGAGUCUGGCCUACUACAACAACGACAAGGAGAUGUAUUCCAAAGGAAUGAUCCUGACCAGUGCUAUCAGACAGUUACGGGGACAGGGUGACAACAAGUUUGAGGUGGUCACCUCCCUUCGGACCUUCGUAUUCCGGGCUGAUAGAGAAGGGGAGCGCCAGGAGUGGAUGGAAACUCUUCAGUCAGCCGUGCACCCCCCUGCCUCCGGCUCCCAGAAGCCUUCCGACAGCCUCCUCUACGCUUCCUCCACAAACAAGCGAGGUUUGCUGGAACUGCGCGGUUACAAAGGCAGAGUGCUGGUGUCCCUGGCGGGAAGUAAAGUCAGGCUCUGCAAAACAGAACAGGACCAUAGAGCGGGACUGGCGAUCACCGACCUGGAACUCACUGCUGCCAAUAUUCGAGACAUGGACCGCAGGGCCUUUGAAAUCAACACCCCCUUCAAAAACUUCUGCUUCACAGCCGAGUCAGAAUGGGAGAAGGAGGAGUGGAUUGAAGCAAUCCAAGAAUCGAUCGCCGAGACACUCUCCGACUAUGAAGUGGCGGAGAAGAUUUGGUUCGACGAGGCCAACAGGAGCUGUGCCGACUGUCGCGCACCGCAGCCGGAGUGGGCAUCAGUCAAUCUGGGGGUGGUCAUCUGCAAGAAAUGUGCAGGACAGCACCGCUCGCUCGGCCCAAGUAUUUCCAAAGUGCGGAGCCUGAAGUUGGACAGCAGUAUUUGGAGCAAUGAGCUAGUGGAGCUGUUCCUGGAGGUGGGCAACAAGAACGCUAACACGUUCUGGGCAGCUAAUCUUCCUAUGGAGGAGGAGCUAUAUGGCGGAGCCUCACUGGAGCAGCGUGCCACUUUCAUUCGCAGGAAAUACAGGGAGAGGAAGUACCGGAAGGCCCUGGAGGGCUUUAAUGACCUGGAACAGCUCAACCAGGCCCUGUGCGCAGCGGUGGUGUCGCCUGAUGUGCUGCAGACCAUGAUGCUGCUAUUCAGUGGGGCAGAUGUUAUGUGCGCCACUGGAGAUCCCACCUGCUCCACCCCCUACCUCUUAGCUCAACGCGCCGGACAGAAGCUACAGAUGGAGCUCCUGCACCAGAACAAACUAUCUGAUUUCCCCAGACUCGAGCAGUGGUCAGAGGAUCCCUCAGUGUCUGACGUCUCCCUCUUCAUGGAUGGCUUCCUCUACAUCUCCUCUGGCACGGCCAAGUCAACGCUGGAGCGCCGCAGAAGAGACGACAUGGCACGCCGUUGGUGUACCUUGGAAGGCGGCUUCCUGAGUUACUACGAGAACGAGAGAAGCUCGUCGGCCAUCGGCAGAGUGGAUGUCAACACGGUGGUUACCAUGGCUGUAAACAACACCGAGACAAUGACCGGAGCUGGGGCCGUGUUCACCAUGGAACUGUACCUGCUGACGGAGCGAGUUUUAAUUGUCGGAGCUGAAACACAGGAAACGCAGCAUGACUGGAUCCAGGCACUGAUAAAGUGCUUCAUUCCAUCGAAAGUCGAGGGCCUGGUGCAGAGAGACAGCGAGCUGAUUGGCAGACUCCAAUACAAAGAGGGCCAUGACCUGUACCACUGGAGGACAGGCUGGUUCAUGCUGGAAGGUUCUGCCCUGCACUUCACUUCAGGAGAAGAGGAGGAAGAAGAGGAGGUUCUUCAACUCAAACAGCUACAGGAGCUCACUGUCUCCACACAUAGUGAGGGCGAGGAGAAGAUCCAGGUCUUGCUGAUGGUGGAGGGUGGAAGAACGGUUUACAUCCAUGGCUUUAACAAGACAGACUUUGCACUGUGGCACUCCGCUAUCACACUGGCUGCUGGCACAGAUGGCAAGGCCCUCAGUGACCAACAGCUGACUAAAAAUGGAGUCCCUAUUAUCGUCGACAGUUGCCUUGCUUUUGUCACUCAGUAUGGUUUGUGUAAGGAGGGAGUCUACCAGAAGCCCGGGGAGCCUGCCAGAGCUGCCCUUCUCCUGCAGGAGUUCAUCCACAACGCCCGGGAUGUGAAGCUGAGGAAGAAGGAGCACCAGCUGGAGGACGUGACUGACACCCUGAAGAAUUUCUUAUCUCAAGUUGAGGACGCGCUGCUGACCAAGGAGCUCUAUCCAUACUGGGUGUCAGCUCUAGAUGAGAAGGAUGAGGGACGGAGAGUGAGGAAGUACUCCACUUUCAUAGAGAGCUUGCCCAAGGUCAACAGGUCGACGCUUGAUGCUCUUCUGCAACAUCUGUACAGGAUUCAGCAAUGUUCCCACCUCAACCACAUGCCAAGUGAAAAAUUGGCAUCUGUCUUCUCCCCCCGCUUGUUCCAGACUCAGGGACAAACCCCACAGGAAAUAAGUGUGGUCCAUGACCUCAUCAACAACUACAUUCCACUAUUCAAUGUCAAUGAGGACCAGGUGCAACAGAUGGAGAUAGAGAAUGGUUUCAUUGCACGCUGGAAUGACAAGAAGGACACCACAUUCUCUCCAGCUGGGGACUUGAUCUUUGAGGUGUACCUGGAAAAGAGAGAGCCAGAGAACUGCUGUUUAAUCAAGGUUUCUCCCAGCAUGCGUUCGUUGGAGCUCGCAGAAACUGCGUUGACAAUGAGGAAUGUUGCCUUCAAUGCCAAUGACCUCUGGACCACCUUUGAAGUCAUUGAAAAUGGAGAGCUAGAGCGACCUUUGCACCACAAUGAGAAGAUUCUUGAACAGGUGUUGGAGUGGAGUUCUUUGGACUAUCCAAGUUCUGCUUUUCUUGUAAUAAAGAAGUUUUCCGAGGCUAAAAGAGCGGCUGAUGGAAAAGAAGACCAAAAACAGUUCAUAAAAGGCGACUAUCUGAAGUUCAGUGACGGAUCCUCCAAACUGCUGUCAGGGCACAAAUUCCAGGACAAAUAUGUUGCACUGCGUAAAGAGAAGCUGCUGCUCUACAGAGACAUCAAAAGCACUAAAGCGGAAAAAGUGAUCCUGCUCAAGUCUGUGAAAUGUUACCUCGGCUUGAGGAAAAAGCUCAAACCAGCAACCAGCUGGGGCUUCACAGUCUACUCUGACAAACAGCAAUGGCAUUUGUGCUGCGAGAAGAGGGAGACGCAGGUCAGCUGGGUGACGGACAUAAUCAGCAUGAAGUACGGUUCUGGCCUCUGUUCAAAGUCCAUUAACUCAAAAGAAACUACAGAUUCCAAAUCCUCCAAACGGCGUGCUGCAACUGAUGGUCGCAAAUUCCCAACUCGCAACCAUAAUACCAGCAAACAGGUCCCCGACAAGAGGAUUUCUCUUGUUGGUGCCAACCAGGGCUCCACUGACAAUGCUGGUCUUCACAAGACCGCCACAACCAACUACCCAAAGCCCAACAACUUGCUGAAGACCCCGGACGUUCGGAACACCACACGUUCCGUAGAUAUUGGCCAACUCCCACGGUUGCCUUCUCCGUCCCCAUCCAGACACUCCCAGCUCAUGGCUUUGCCCAUUCUCCCAAAGGCUGCCAGUAAAACCACCAUCAGAAAGCCUGUUCUGGCCGUGGAGGGGGGUAUGAUGCCACCAAAUCUGAUGAAUGAACUGAACCUGGUGCUGAACAAGACGGGUCGCAGUGCCAAGAACAGUGAGGAAGAUAAGUAAGCAGGAGAACUAGUCCCAAAGGUGAAACUGUUAGACAAAGAGAAGAGAGUUGUAAGAAAAAAAAAAAGAAACACUGACAAACAAAAGAGCAGGGGAAGGGGAUGAUAGCCUGAAGAUUCUGCUUUUGAACUCCGAUAUAUAAAGCACUGCUGAUGCAUGUGUGGAGGGGAAGAACAGGUGCAGGAGAUCUUGGAGGUCAUGCAGACCUCAGGUGGACAUGGCACUGACCCAAGCACUACAGAAACAAUGUGACGUAUACACCACUCUUCUAAACUCUUAAAAAAAAACAUGAACUGUAUGUAUCCAGCUGUCAAAACCUAGAGGUUUCUAGAAAUACUGAACUGCUAGCUUCAUGCUUAUGUUUCAACCUAGCACUUAUGUUCUAAAAGCUGUAUAAUGAUGUUAGACCUCUUAAAUAUCAUCAUGUUCAUGUUGACAUAAUGUGGUCCGCCAUUACCACAGAAAAAAAAAAAUGUGCUCAUUAGCCAUUACAGCAAUUUCAAACAAAAGAGGUAAGAAAGUCAAGGGCCCAUUAGCUAUUAAUGCUUGGUAUUUUUGUAGACAUGACAUGGUGGGCAAUUUUAUGUGUAAUUAUUUAUUAUUUUCUUGUAACGUAAACAUUUUUGACCCCUGUGUAGUGAGCAGUGUUUUCAAAUAUCAUUAAGUACACUUUCAAUUAUAAAAAGUUCAAUCAA
Solea solea (common sole) is the source of this 6250-nucleotide messenger RNA. It is a transcript of the gene arap2, whose product is annotated as ArfGAP with RhoGAP domain, ankyrin repeat and PH domain 2. The transcript has 35 exons. Lineage: Eukaryota; Metazoa; Chordata; Actinopteri; Pleuronectiformes; Soleidae. The record is from RefSeq and is a predicted model, not a curated record. Gene Ontology annotation, molecular function: protein binding; GTPase activator activity. Bases 552 to 5555 code for a protein of 1667 amino acids. Gene Ontology annotation, biological process: signal transduction.